CUUCACUUGCUAGCAUUUCUCUCUAUACAUCUCUCUGUUAGGGUUUUGUUUCUCUUUCCGAUAUUCAAAUGGCGCUUAGAGGAGUUUGGCAGCUUAAGAAGCUCGUUGUGAGUUACUGUAAUUGGGGUGGUAGCAGUAGAGGCAUCAGAGCCUUUAUGGAAUCAGAAUUGCCUGCACUAAAAGAGAAAAAUCCGCAGCUCGAAGUGGUUACCGAGCUUUCACGGGGACAACAUCCUUAUCUGAAGGGCAUUUACAGGAAUAGAAAUGAAAGAGUGGUGUGUGUGAAGAACAUGGAUCCUGAAGAAGUACUUCUGAAUGCAACAAGGCUGAGGAACUCUCUUGGAAGGAAAGUGGUGAAACUGAGGACCAGACAUGUCACCAAACACCCUAGCGUCCAAGGCACCUGGACAACCGCUGUCAAAUUCUGAGAUUUUCCUACUGCAUAUUUUGCAGGCUUUCUUCUUCUAGCAGUCGAAUCUAGUGUUGCAACCAUCAGGAUUGAUUGUUUAUCUAUAUUUGCAAUCCCAAGUUGUCUGUACCGUUUUCUGACCUGGACAAAGAUUCAGUCUUCAAAUGUUUUGCAGUUUAUGCAAUGUUUGAAUUUUGUCUUGUCCUUCUGGUUUAGUCUAUAAUAAGAUUACACAGGGGUUUAUGGUA
Messenger RNA from Capsella rubella, 657 nucleotides. RefSeq names its product 54S ribosomal protein L51, mitochondrial. Bases 69 to 428 code for a protein of 119 amino acids. The transcript has 3 exons. Gene Ontology annotation, biological process: mitochondrial translation. Gene Ontology annotation, molecular function: structural constituent of ribosome. Lineage: Eukaryota; Viridiplantae; Streptophyta; Magnoliopsida; Brassicales; Brassicaceae. Gene Ontology annotation, cellular component: mitochondrial large ribosomal subunit. The record is from RefSeq and is a predicted model, not a curated record.